This is a messenger RNA of Notechis scutatus (mainland tiger snake), 2452 nucleotides long. The record is from RefSeq and is a predicted model, not a curated record. NCBI's taxonomy places the organism in Eukaryota, Metazoa, Chordata, Lepidosauria, Squamata, Elapidae.
AUGGAGACUCUUAAGGGACACCAGCCAUUGGGCUUCCUCUGCCUUGUCUUGCUGUUAGGGGGGCUAACUCCCUCUAGUGUUGCUCAGUACAAUUGGUGGCUUUUUGCAAAUCCGAAGGCUAUGACCACACCUGCUAUGAUUUCCCAAGAGGCAAAAACUGAUGUGAAACAGUUUUCUGUGGCUACAGUUCCGAGUAGUUCCAUUCCUCAUAACACACCAGAUACAACUGCAAAAGAAGUUCCCACUACUGAACAAAUCCUGGAUUUGGCAACUUCAUCUAGUAUAACAAAGGAAGACGCUUUUGAUGAUAACCUUCCUGUUUCAACCUUCUUUGAGGGCAGUGCUAUGGAAGAAGGCUCUGAAUUCCUAAUGGUCCAGGAAGGUUCAAAAAGCUUGACAACGUCAGAUUACCAAUCCAUGAUCACUGGGGACACUAAAAUGACGCAGACAACCUCAAAAGUCCUCAUGACUUCAGUUCAGCAAUCCACUAUCACAGGCGAUUCUAUGGUAACACCAAUUAAUAAUAUUUCACAGUGUGUCUGUCCAGCAAUACCUGGUCCACCUGGUCCAAAGGGACCAAAAGGUGACCAGGGUCCCCCAGGACAAAAAGGACUAACUGGAAAAAUUGGACCAACUGCCAAACCUGGCAAUCCUGGCCUUCCAGGACCUCAGGGACUACCAGGACCAGUAGGUCCCCCAGGUCCCCCAGGUUCAACUCUUCCUAAAGUAAUAGACUUCACUGAUACCAGGGAUGGAGAAGACAAGAGAGUCAGUUUUGUAGAAGGGCCUCCUGGUCCACCAGGUAUAUCUGGUCAUCCAGGACCCCAAGGAUACCCAGGACCUGAAGGCCCUCAAGGUCCCGCUGGCCUCCCAGGACAUGAAGGCCAGCAGGGGGCUCCAGGGCUUCCAGGGGCUCCAGGACAACCUGGUCCUCCAGGAGCCACAGGAGCCACAGGGAUUCCAGGGCCAGUGGGGUCAGAGGGUCCUCCAGGAGUCACCGGCCCUGAAGGUCAUGCAGGAAUUCCAGGCCAGAUUGGGUCACCAGGAUUACCAGGCUUCCCUGGACCAGAAGGUCCUCCAGGAAUAAAUGGAUCUCCCGGACAGAAUGGACCAAAGGGGGAGAAAGGAGACCGUGGUGAGCCUGGGUUGCCAGGCAAACCAGGACAGACUGGAGAAAAGGGAGCUCAGGGUCCACCUGGGCCUGCAGGUCCUCCUGGCUUACCUGGUGAUAAUGAAUAUAAUUCUAAAGCCUGUGUUCAAGGCCCUCCUGGUCCUAAGGGUGAAAAAGGAGAACCAGGAAAAAUGGAAUGUAGCACAUGUGGCAAGGAUGCAAGAAAUGACAUUGAUUCUUGGGUAGCUUUCAUCUACCAAAAGGGACGUCCAGGCCUCCCAGGAAACCCUGGCCCUCCAGGCCCUCCAGGCCCACCCGGUGUACUUUAUAUAAAUAGAGUAUACCCAGUCCGACCCAGGCCACAUUGCAAGCAGCCGGUGAACCAGGAUCCAUGUUUUGAUUCAGAUAUAGAACCACCUAUGAAGGAUUCUCCUGACAAAAGCCAGAAUGGAUAUAAGCAUCCCACUUGGACCUUCGGUUCAAAAGAACUCAUGUUGAAAUCUGCUUCCUCCAUUCCUGAAGGCAGUUUGGUCUACAUCACUGAAGAGGCUGAAGCUUUCUUCAAGACCCCUAAAGGAUGGAAAAAAAUUCUGAUGGAGGAUUCUGCACUUCUAUUUGCAGCUGAUGACCCUUUGGUGCCUAUGGAAAAUAAUCAGGUUCAGCUUGAUGAAAGAAACGUAACAAUUCCGACAAUUGUACCAACAAGCAUCCCCCAGAGGAUUCCUUCACUCCGCCUAGUAGCACUAAACUUCCCUUUGACUGGUAAUAUGGGAGGGAUUAGUGGAGUGGACCUACAGUGCCAUCGGCAGGCCCAACAGGCAAAUCUGCAAGGAACUUUCCGAGCCUUCCUAUCCGGAAAUACACAAAGCCUUAUCUCAGUUGUGAAGAGAACAGACAGGAAUUUGCCACUUGUUAACCUGAAGGGUCAGCUAUUGGCAAAGAGCUGGAAUUCCCUCUUCACUAUGCAUGGAAAUUCUGAUUUCAACCCCAUGGAGAACCCCAUCUAUGCAUUCAAUGGGCUGAAUGUCAUGACCGACCCUACAUGGACCUACAAAGCUGUCUGGCAUGGCUUCGCAUUUCAAAUAAACCACUCCCAAAUUCGAGACUGUGAAAACUGGAGAAAAGCAUCCAAAUAUUUAAGAGGACAGGCCUCUAUUCCGCUUAAGGACAUAUUCCUCCUGGAGACCAGCUGGAGAUGCUCAGAUCUCCUGGUAGUUUUGUGUGUGGAAAAUUCUUUUGGUGUUAGCACCUAGAAGGAAUAUAUUAUUAGUCUGGCAGGGAACAAAAGAAGGUCUUAGUUACCAUCGAGGUUGGAACAGAUUGAAUGAAAGAGGCCCAUGC